GAUAACUAAUUUCGGUAUAAAAGAAGUAAGCCGUUGCCAGUUGGUUGGAUUCAGUAGAUUUAGUUGCAAUAGUCAUGUUUCGUUUGAGCCUGGUGUUCGUGCUUCUCGGCGCCGCCGCCGUCUUCGGAGGCACUCUUUCGCCGGAGUUCCUCGAAUGGGAAGGCCGUAUUGUCGGAGGUCAAAAUGCUGCUUCCGGACAGUUCCCGUACCAGGUUUCUCUGCGCUCAUCGGCCAAUGCGCACUUCUGUGGUGCUUCGAUCAUCAGUAACCGUUGGGUUCUGUCGGCCGCUCACUGUACCGUUGGACGCACCCUGGCCAAUACCCGUGUCGUCGUAGGAACUCAUCUGCUGAACAGCGGAGGAAUCUCCCACGCCUCGUCCCGCAUCGUUAACCAUGGAUCGUACAACGCCAACACCUUGGCCAACGAUGUGUCGCUGGUACAGACGGCUUCGGUCAUCGGCAUGAACAAUCUGGCUCAGACCAUAGCCUUGGGCGGGUUUUUCAUCAACACUGCCAGCGGAGCUCUAGCUUCCGGAUGGGGUCGUCUGGGAGCUAAUGCCGGCAUUCCGAACAACCUGCAGUGGCUGAGCACCAGCAUUAUCACCCUGGCGGACUGCCGUGCCCGUCACUCGGUCGCCAACCGUGCCAGCGUCUUCGAUAACACCGUCUGUACGCUGAGCCCGACUGGCCAGGGCAUGUGCAUGGGAGACUCCGGUGGCCCAUUGGUGCAUGGAGGUGCCCAGCAUGGAAUUGUUUCGUGGGGAAUCCCUUGCGGAUUGGGAUCUCCUGAUGUGUUCGCUCGCGUCUCUUCGCACGUCAACUGGAUUCUGGCCAACGCAGUCUAAACAUUUUUGACCAAGGCUAUCCACUAAAUAUAGUUUAUCAUUUUA
This is a messenger RNA of Aedes albopictus (Asian tiger mosquito), 890 nucleotides long. Its product is annotated as chymotrypsin-2-like. NCBI's taxonomy places the organism in Eukaryota, Metazoa, Arthropoda, Insecta, Diptera, Culicidae. Gene Ontology annotation, biological process: proteolysis. The transcript is spliced from 2 exons. Gene Ontology annotation, molecular function: serine-type endopeptidase activity. The record is from RefSeq and is a predicted model, not a curated record. The coding region runs from base 75 to 845 and encodes 256 amino acids.